AUGGAGAAUGGUGGAGCUCAAGCGCCCGUUAAUUGUGAUCUCUGUGAAAUGGAUUCUUUCGCAAAUUGGAAAUGCAUGGACUGUCAACAAAGAUUAUGCGAUUCAUGUUACAGAUAUCAUCUUAAACUUGCAGGAACGAAACAUCACACAAUUCUAAGUUUUUUGAAGUCCUCCUCUGAAGGUCAAGGCCAAAAUAUUUCACUGCAGGAAAAUGACACUGGGAAAACAAUGGCAGUUGAAAUACGCAAAACACAUCCAAAAAUAGAAGAAAUUCUGGAAAAAGUCGACGAAAAGGAAACGGCAUUGUCUAUGUUUGAUCACACAGUCGACCAAUAUGAAAAAUACCGCUCUGAAUACGAUAGAAUCGUGACUGAAAACAAGGCCGAAAUUUCCGAGUUGGGAGAGAAACUGAGGGAAAAUCUAGAAAGCAUUGAGAAAGAAAUGAUUCACGCCAUUGAUGAGAAAUAUGCUACCGACAAAACUUCUCUUGAGCAUUUCAUAAAAGAAACCCAAACAUUGAAAGAGAAACAUACAAAACAAGUAAAGUACAUCCGGCAGAUUCUGUCAAGUUUACAAGAUGCUGAUGACGAUACGGUGGAACAAUUUGCGAAAGACACCCUACCAAAGCUGGCAGCAAUGCAGAUUUCAAGCUCAGCAGCUACGGAUCUCCCAAAGCCUCUAAAAAUAGAAGUUGGAAAGCAGAGUCUACGGUCCGUAGUUGGAACACUAGUGGAAGACAAAAGUUUUGACUCUGAUCAGAAGACUUCUUAUAGAAAUGAGUUCGAGUUCGAACUGAAAUUCAAACCCGAAAAUGGAAGGUCCAGUAUCUACAGCAUACAGAUACGUCCUGACGGCAAGGCCUGGGUGACAACACUAAAUUACCGAGUGUACUUAGUGCUGAGGUCUGGGCAUAUUCAUCAGGAAUAUGUAGUUAAAUUUCUGCCUACCUACACCACAGUUAACCGGUUUGGUAACCUUUUCUGUUCCAGUGGUCAGUCGGCAAUACACGUCAUCAAACCGGACUAUACGAUAACAGAAUUUGAGAACCUAGCCCCAUACAACACGUUUGGUCUUCACACUAACAAAGAUGACCAGCUUUUGGUGUGCUUGCAGAAAUCAAACACUCCUGGAAAAGUUGCAAUCUUCUCCGACAAGGGCAUGCUCUUAAAAGAAAUAUGCUUAGAUUCUGCAGACCAACCGAUGUUUUCUGCUCCAAGAUAUGUGACGGAAACAUCAAAAGGAGAUGUUUGCGUCGUCGAUAAUAAGCAUCUAAUAGUUGUUGAUGCAUCCGGCAAAUCAUGUUCGAAGUACAAACCUGAAGAAGAUUGGGAGGGCAAGUCUAUCAUAGUAGAUUCGAAUGACAAUCUAUUAAGCGCCGUUUGCCCUUUGGAGUUUGUACCGCUUACCGUCCACGUAACCUCUGUCAAAGGACGAGUCCUGAAGCGAUUCACGUUAGAAGGACCGGGGAUGUCCGGUAUUAACGCCUUGGCCAUAGACCAGCAGUAUGAGGAACCAGUUCUCUGGAUUGGUACCCCGAAUGGUCAUGUGCUCGUAGCAAAGUUUCUUGACGCUUAG
Messenger RNA from Ostrea edulis (European flat oyster), 1575 nucleotides. RefSeq lists its product as uncharacterized. The transcript has a single exon. The record is from RefSeq and is a predicted model, not a curated record. The coding region runs from base 1 to 1575 and encodes 524 amino acids. NCBI's taxonomy places the organism in Eukaryota, Metazoa, Mollusca, Bivalvia, Ostreida, Ostreidae.